AUGUCUCGGCUGAAGACCCCGUCUCUUCCCGACCCGAACCUGUCUACCACGGUUCUGGUGGUCGGGGCAGGUAAGGAGCCCGAGAUCUCAGUGGGCAUCAGCUUCACGGGACUUGCGCUGGCCCAGGGUUUGAAAAAAUAUGAAAAUCUGGACACCCCUUCCCGCGACUGGAAUAUGGGCUUGCACUGGGGUGUUGGACCAUCAAAAGGGCUUCUCCCAGGACAGCUCUGGGCACGGAUCCCAUCGAUUCAGGUUGAUCCUUAUACGCUCCCAGAAGAAAAGGAUGCGCUGCCCUUUGUCAAUAGCCAAUCAAGGGAGGCGAUGGCGUCUAUACCUGUGCCAUUCUUCUAUCGACUGCUUCGUCGCAAGUUAAGAGGACUCAUGGAACAAAGUCUGGACAUCCAGUACGGCAAGGCUAUCGAUAGUAUCGAGUAUUCCACCAGUGGUGGAUAUGCCAAGGCAGUGUUCGAAGACGGCUCAUCACUUUGGGCCAGACUCAUAGUAGGCGACGAUGGGGCGCGGUCGAAGACGCGACUGAGCUUACUUGGACCUACUAUAGGACAGCCCCGUCAACUCCCUUACUUCGCAACCUUUGUGCAGGCUCGGUAUUCCCCCGAUCGCGCCCGCUUCCUACGGCAGUUCUACCCCUUACAUCUUGCCGGAAUCUACCCCGCGGGGCAUGUGUCCCUAUUUGGCGUCCACGAUGCGGCCGAUCGCGAUCGACCGGAGGCCUGGACCUUCGUUUUCUACAUAUCGUGGCACUCUAGUGUGGAGGAACAACGGGAGACUGCCGGCUGGACUAAUGGCCAGAGGCUCCAGCAGGUCAAGGAAUUUUCCAAGACCUUUUCUGAGCCCUGGAAGAGCGCCUUCGCAUGGCUGCCGGACGACCAUCCGGUUUGGUACAUGGGACUGACCGACUUCGACCCGCGAGCUGAGGGCCACAGGUGGGAGAAUCAUAAUGGGCAAGUGAGAUUAGCCGGGGAUGCAGCACACAUCAUGAUAUACCAGCGUGGCCAAGGCUUGAAUCAUUCUGUGACGGACGCAGCCAACUUGGUAGAGGCGGUGCGGCGCUUCGUGUCUGGAACAUCCACACAGGCCGAUGCCAUUUCCGACUAUGAUACCGAGAUGAUCGAUCGCGCCGGUGGCGAAACCAACCUGUCCACUGUCAACACAGAGAUGUUGCACGACUGGCAGAAGGUGCUGCAGUCCCCGUUGUUUACGUCGGGGACUACCCGGCGAGGUCGGGGUUAA
This is a messenger RNA of Aspergillus heteromorphus CBS 117.55, 1251 nucleotides long. Its product is annotated as FAD-dependent oxidoreductase. The transcript is spliced from 3 exons. The coding region runs from base 1 to 1251 and encodes 416 amino acids. The record is from RefSeq and is a predicted model, not a curated record. Gene Ontology annotation, molecular function: FAD binding. Lineage: Eukaryota; Fungi; Ascomycota; Eurotiomycetes; Eurotiales; Aspergillaceae.